Molecule: messenger RNA, 602 nt
Organism: Hyposmocoma kahamanoa
Lineage: Eukaryota; Metazoa; Arthropoda; Insecta; Lepidoptera; Cosmopterigidae
Gene: ATPsyndelta
Product: ATP synthase subunit delta, mitochondrial
Exons: 6
Coding region: 21-518 (165 amino acids)
Biological process (GO): proton motive force-driven ATP synthesis
Molecular function (GO): proton-transporting ATP synthase activity, rotational mechanism
Source: RefSeq, a predicted model, not a curated record
AAACUUCACAAAAUUUUAUAAUGGCGAUGGCAAUGCGUAGCCUAUUAAGGGGAGCAGCGAGACGUUUUCAGGUCCGCUCGUACGCCGCGCCUGUUAAAGAAGAACCUUUAAAAGAGGGUGAAAUGGCUCUCACAUUUGCUGCUGGCAAUAAGGUGUUCUACAAUAAGAAAGUUGUGAAACAGGUUGAUGUACCAUCUUUCAGUGGAGCCUUUGGUGUCUUACCUAAGCAUGUACCUACACUCGCUGUCCUCCGACCCGGCAUUGUGACCGUCACUGAGAAUGAUGGUAAACAGACCAAAAUCUUUGUUUCAUCUGGGACUAUUACGGUCAACGACGAUUCUACUGUUCAGGUGCUAGCUGAAGAAGCGCAUCCCCUGGAAAGCUUGGACCGUGGAGCAGCACAAGAGGCCCUUACCAAGGCACAACAAGAAUUAAACUCAGCUAAUAAUGAUAGGGCUAAGGCAGAGGCCGGGAUUGCAGUGGAGGUUGCAGAAGAGAUCGUGAAGGCCGCUUCUUAAUUCCACCAAUCGUUAGUCCAUAAAACUAUUUAAUUAUUAUAAACUUCUAUGAGUAAUAAAAUACCAUCUCCGUAGAGAAUUCUA